GAAAGCGUGAUUGACCUCUCGUUAUCGUGGACUUCAUUCUAAAAAAAAAAGAAAAAAGAAAGAAAAAAGAAAGAAAGAAAGAGCAUGGAGGCGGAGGCGGCAAUGGCGCCGGCGGCGGCGCCAGCGGCGGCGACAGGGGCGGUGCGGGUGGAGAAGGUGAGGGGGAGGUCAGCGGUGACCAGGUGCUUCGCCAAGUACCCGCUCAAGCUCAUCGCCCCCUCCAAGGCCGGGCGCGCGUCCUCCGGCGCCGCGUGGCUCUACGCCAUCACCUACGGCGGCGGCAUCGUCUCCGGGGACAUCAUCUCCUGCACGGUGGCCGUCGGCGACGGGUGCGCGGCGGCGAUGACCACGCAGGCCUCCACUAAGGUGUACAAGGCCGUGGAUUCAAAAUGUUCUGAGCAGGUGCUAGAGGCAAGAGUUGGAGAAGAUGCACUCUUUGCACUUAUUCCAGAUCCUGUAACCUGCUUCUCAAUGGCUCGAUACCACCAGAAGCAAGUGUUUCAUGUCUUUCCCAAUUCAAACUUAGUCGUUGUAGACUGGUUUACAAGUGGUCGUUACGAGAGUGGAGAAAAAUGGAAUUUCAGCUUCUACAAGAGCAUCAACCAUAUUCUUUUGGAAGAUCAGCCUCUAUUUAUUGACUCGGUUUUAUUGGAACAGAGCUCAAAUUUUAGUAUUGCUGACCGAAUGCAGGAAUACAAUGUGGUUGCAAUGGUUAUUUUGCUGGGACCAAAGUUAAAGCACAUACAAGAUCAGAUGCAAGAUGAGGUAAAAAAGAUGAUGUCUGUACAACUGCGCCCUCCCACUUCUGCCGGAGGUCGCUACUCGACAAGAUCACAACCCCUACAUCCCCAGAGGCCUCCAAUCAUCGCCUCCUGUAGUCCAUUCGGUCGCAUGGGCACUGGGAUGGUUGCUCGGAUAACCGCAGUGAGCACAGAAUCUGUGUACAGCUUCCUGAGACAUCAUCUGGCAGCACUGGAACCAUUCCUUGGCGCUUGCCCAUAUCCUGCAUCAUGAAGCUAGCGGCCAUCUGACUGUUGAUGGAUCAUCAUGAAAUCUUCACUUCCGACGAAGAAUGAAGAUGUAAAAAUUGUCUUCGCAUACGCCUGCUCCCCGUAGUUGAUUGAGCAUGCUUUGAUUUUGGUUGUACAUGUUAUAGUUCUUUGUGAAUUUCUGAGUAAAAGAAGAUACUCUGGGAAUUGGGCAGCUGAUGAUCAUGACCCUCUUUCUGUACUUUACAAUAAAUCCUCCUUCCUAGUCUUGGUGGGCCAGGCUGAAAUGUUGGAUUCGUUGGGCUGGACCCAACUUAUGUUAGUUGGACCAGAUAAUUAAUUCAUCAGCAAUGCAAAGAUUGUUGUACACUGCUGCAGAGAU
Molecule: messenger RNA, 1371 nt
Organism: Oryza sativa Japonica Group (Japanese rice)
Lineage: Eukaryota; Viridiplantae; Streptophyta; Magnoliopsida; Poales; Poaceae
Product: urease accessory protein D-like
Molecular function (GO): nickel cation binding
Source: RefSeq, a predicted model, not a curated record